AUGCCGCGAAGCCACUCCAGGCCUCGGUGCGGCGACGUCCCAAUCUGGAUCGACCUCACCAAAUUCUCGGCCGACAUGACGACCAUCAAAAAAGCCGACUUCGAGAAACACCUGCCUGAUGUCUGGUUGUCGAUGGCAGAGAUUCGCUGCCAUUUUGGCAUUUUCCACCAGGGCCAGGAUGACGAAUGGCUUGCAUGUGGCUCGAUUUCUCUGCCUCGAGUCACGCAAGUCAUGCCGUAUGACGGACAGUUCUUCCAUGAGAAGGCCAAGAUGAAUGUCGUUAGUGGUGAUCAUGUGUUCAACUUUCAACAUCGAAUGUGGCUACCAGAAAUGCCUCGCGUGCACGACUUCGAAGUAUUCAAACCUGCUUAUGAGCGCAAGUGCAAGUUCAAAAACAAUUCGUCAGAGCUGUUCUUCAAGAAAGUACGCGCAAUGAUCGAUCAGGACUGCGACGUCUCCAAAGCAGAAAUUGCUGAUCUGCAAGCUGAGUCGCGCGAAAUCCGGGAUGUAAUGCUGCUCUUGUUGACGUACUACGAGAAGGUUCUGAUGGAUGUAGAUCAGCAUGACGAGCUGUCAUCGUUGGUUGAGAAAAAGAGAGAUGAGGUUAUGAAAUGGACACUGGAAAAUUUAGAAUGGACACAUGAAAUUGGGAGCCUGGUCUGGAAGUUGUCGACACUCAAGAGCAAGGGAGGAGAAGAGAUUGUCAUCGAAGACGACUUGGCUGACAGCUUCGGCGCUUUGGCCGUGGACAACGAUGCUUAG
Messenger RNA from Parastagonospora nodorum SN15, 762 nucleotides. RefSeq lists its product as hypothetical. NCBI's taxonomy places the organism in Eukaryota, Fungi, Ascomycota, Dothideomycetes, Pleosporales, Phaeosphaeriaceae. The record is from RefSeq and is a predicted model, not a curated record. The transcript has a single exon. Bases 1 to 762 code for a protein of 253 amino acids.